AUGGAAACAUGGCAGCCAACUCAGCGGGAACUAGAAGAAGUACUCGAGCUCCUCCGCCACUCUCAGUCCUUGGACACAAACGUGCAGCGAAGCGUUCAACAGCGGCUCGAGCAACUGAACACCCAUCAAUACUUUUGCUGCUACCUCGUCUAUAUUCUGAGUGAUUUGCGGCAAGAGGAGGUUCCAUCGCGAGGCUUGGCCGGGUUGAUUCUGAAGAACAAUAUACGUGCGCAAUGGCGCUCACAGCCGGCCCAGAUUCGUGACUUUGUGCGUAUCAAGACGCUGAACUCAAUUGGAGACCCGCAUCCGCUGAUUCGAGCAACGGUCGGUAUCAUUAUAACGACGAUCGUCGUGGAGGAAGGGAUCCAGUCUUGGCCGACAUUGCUUCAAACCCUCGGCGAGCUGCUCGUCUACAACGAUGCAUAUGUGCAAGACGGAGCCCUCAACGCCAUCCAGAAAAUCUUCGAAGACAGCGGUGACCGACUUGAGAAACACGAGCACAUCGAGCCUCUCUUGCCAAAACUGCUUCCAUUUUUCCGGCAUGAAGUAGGGAAAAUGAGGGGCCUCGCGAUGAAUGCGAUCAACUCCAUCCUAAUGGUCCCUGACGAGCCGAUCACCUGCGUCAUUGAUGACUUCAUCGUCGAGCUAUUCCAGCGUGCCCACGACCCCGAAGAAGAAGUCCAAAAGCAACUCUGCCGUUCCCUUACCUUGCUUCUCGACGCACAUAUCGAUAAAAUGGAGACGAAUUUGCCGAAUGUCGUCACUUAUAUUAUCGUGAAGACCCAGGACGCAAAUGAAGCUGUGGCCCUGGAGGCGUGCGAGUUUUGGUUGGCGCUGGCGGAGAACACUGAUGUUUGCCGGGAGGUGCUUGCUCCGUAUCUGAAGGACAUAAUCCCGGUGCUCAUCAAAUGUAUGCGCUAUUCGGAGAACGAUAUUCAUAUACUGAAGGGUUACGAUGACACGGAAGAUGCGAUGGUUCCGGAUAGAGCAGAGGAUAUCAAGCCGCGCUUCCAUCGAGCCAGAACACAAGGCCAGGAAGGGACGGCUGAUGGCGAGGAAGAAGACGAUGACGAUGAGGGCAACACGGAAUGGAAUAUCAGGAAAUGCGCGGCUGCUUCUCUCGACGUGCUCUCCUCGAUUUUUGGCGAUGAAAUGCUGCCGAUCCUCAUGCCAAUCCUACAACAAGCAUUGCAACACCCUGAGUGGCAGGUCCGCGAGUCCGGCAUCCUGGCUCUUGGCGCGAUAGCGGAGGGCUGCACGCAAGGCAUCGAACCGCUUCUCUCCGAGCUGAUCCCAUUUUUGGUCAGAACAUUGGAGGAUCGCAAAGCCCUGAUACGGUCGAUCGCCUGUUGGACACUGUCGCGGUACUGCCACUUUGUCGUCUCACAGCCGCAUGAGAUGUACUUCCAGAACUUGCUCACCAAGCUCCUCGCCCGGAUCCUUGACGGCAACAAGCGGGUUCAGGAGGCUGCUUGCUCAGCUUUUGCAACCCUCGAGGAAGAGGCAUCCAGUGAAUUGGUGCCCUAUCUAGGCGAAGUUCUACAAACCCUCGUGAAUGCAUUCCGUAUUUAUCAGGCCAAAAAUCUGCUGAUACUCUACGACGCCGUGGGCACGCUGGCCGACAGCGUUGGUGCCCAUCUGGCUCAAGACAAUUACGUUGAGCUUUUGAUGGGCCCGUUGAUGCACAAAUGGGCAACCUUGUCCGAUGAUGAUAAGGAACUCUUUCCCUUGCUCGAGUGCGUCUCCUCCGUAGCCUCAGCACUUGGCCCUCGCUUCCUGCCCUACAGCCAGCCAAUCUUCAAAAGAUGCAUCGAUCUGAUUGUCAAAUGCCUAACCCAGCAACAAGCGCACCAAAAUAACCCAAACGGCGAGGAUCCCCCGGAGAAGGACUUCCUGAUCGUGUCGCUCGACUUGCUGUCCGGACUCGCCGAGUCGCUACAUCAACAGAUCGACCCGCUGGUCGCCCAGAGUCAACCGCCACUUGUCGAACUGGUCCGCGUCUGCGCUUUGGAUCCGACCCCUGAGGUGCGACAGAGCUGCUUCGCUCUUAUCGGCGACCUCGCCAAGGCCUGCUACCACCAUUUGUCUCCCCAAGUUGCCGAUUUCAUCACCAUCCUCUCCGCCAACCUCGACUCUGAGCAAAUCUCCGUCUGCAACAAUGCGAUUUGGGCUCUAGGAGAGAUUGCGCUGAAGAUUGGUGACCAAAUGAAGCCCUACGUCCCGCAUUACCUGGCCAAUCUCGUUUUGGUGAUGAACAAGCCGAACGUGCAGAGGACGCUGCUGGAAAACACAGCGAUUACGCUCGGCCGGCUUGGCAUACACUGCAGCGAGGAAGUAGCCCCGCACUUGGAGCUUUUCAUGCGGACCUGCUGCUUUGCGCUCAGGAACAUCCGCGACAACAGCGAGAAGGAGAGCGCUUUCACCGGACUGUGCAUGAUGGUCAAUGCUAACCCGGCAGGAUGCAUGCGGGAUUUCAUCUUCCUCUGCGAUGCUAUUGGAUCAUGGAACCAACCGCCGACACCUCUUCGCGAAAUGUUCUAUCGAAUCCUCCUUGGCUUCAAGCAGAACGUGGGCGACCAAAACUGGGGCCUCUUCACCGGCCAAUUCCCGCCUCCUCUCCGCCAGAAGUUCGCCAGCCAAUAUCAGCUU
Molecule: messenger RNA, 2649 nt
Organism: Mesorhabditis spiculigera
Lineage: Eukaryota; Metazoa; Nematoda; Chromadorea; Rhabditida; Rhabditidae
Source: the annotation of a GenBank genome assembly